CAAACGACACGUCUUCCCGAAAAGUUAAUUACGGCGUCGUAUCCAUUUUAACUUUGCAAUAAUUCCUUCUCUUUCAGGAAACCCUAAAUCAAUCAAAAAUCGGUGAUGAUGCUGAUCAAACCAGACCCCAAUUCUUCCGCCGCCGUGCCGGCGCCGACGGUGUGCGGCAACUGCCGCGUGGAGGAGCGGCUGCUUCUCCUCCACCACGUCCGCCACCGCAGCGUCUUCCUCCGCCUCUGCACAACCUGCGUCCUCCGCCUCCACUCACACAACUUCUGCCCCACCUGCUUCCAAGUCUACCCCCCUCCGCCGCCCUCCAACGACGGCGUUCGCAACUGCUCCAAAUGCUACUCCGUCACCCACCCCCACUGCGCCGAUUCCGCCGGCGGCGGCGGCCCCACAUUCCCCCCCGCCUCCUACGUCUGCCCCCUCUGCCUCCACCCCGACAAGCCCGUAUUCAAAUUGAAAUCAGCAAAAGAGGCAAAUGUAGACAUCGGCGGCGGCGAUGAUUGCACUGCGAUGAUGAUGGACAGAGAUUCCGCGAAGAAAUUUAUGGCCGCCGCAAAAAUCGCGUCCGCAUCCAUGAACAGCGCGGCGGCGGCGGCGAAGGGAGAGGCGGAGAGACGGGCUAAGGAGGCGGCAGUGGCGAAGAGAAGGGCUAAAGAAUCGUUGGAACACGUCGCUCGUUUGGUGGUGAAGGAGAAGUUGCAGAAGAAAGACGACGUUUUGGCGCCACCUGGCAAUCCAACGGGCCCCACUCCAGGCGGCAUCGGUGUGAAAAUGGAGAGAGAAUAUAAUAAUAAGAGUUUAACUGUAGCUGUGGAUGAGAAGAUCGAUAAUGGAGCGGAUAAUUCGAAUCAGGUAUUGGAGGCACUGAAUGCAGUUGAGUUGAGAGAAAAUGAAGAAAUCGCGAAUGGAGAAAACGUUGGGGAUUUGGAUGAAGAGAGGAAUAAUGAUAGUGGUAGCGAUCAAUUGAAUUUUGUCGAUAUCGAGAGUGGUGAUUUAAAUAUCCAGGAGGAGAAGUUGGAGGAUGCGAAGAACGAGAUUGAGUAUACGCGCAAGGAUAAUGGAGUAGAAUCGAAUGGUAAUAAUGCCGCUUUAUAGUUGAUAGAUUUUUUACUUUAUAUAACAAUUUUCGAGAUUCGAUUUAUUUGUCGUGAUAUGUUUGUUCCCGCCUUUUCGUGUUUUUGUUCAAAUGCUUGGUGUUUGUUGGAGUUAAACAUGAUACUGUUGUGGUUAGUAAGUGAUAAAACAUGUGAAUUGUCUGUAGGAGUCCGAUCAUGUGAUUUUCUUGAUUCCUUUUAUCGGUGUAGACUAAAUUGUUCUGUAAAGAUUAUUAUAUGUCUGCUGUAAGAGAUGGUAUUUCGUGGCA
Messenger RNA from Erythranthe guttata (spotted monkey flower), 1372 nucleotides. RefSeq lists its product as uncharacterized. The record is from RefSeq and is a predicted model, not a curated record. NCBI's taxonomy places the organism in Eukaryota, Viridiplantae, Streptophyta, Magnoliopsida, Lamiales, Phrymaceae.